This is a messenger RNA of Clarias gariepinus (North African catfish), 3283 nucleotides long. It is a transcript of the gene chaf1a, whose product is annotated as chromatin assembly factor 1, subunit A (p150). Bases 248 to 2857 code for a protein of 869 amino acids. The transcript is spliced from 16 exons. Lineage: Eukaryota; Metazoa; Chordata; Actinopteri; Siluriformes; Clariidae. The record is from RefSeq and is a predicted model, not a curated record. Gene Ontology annotation, cellular component: nucleus; CAF-1 complex. Gene Ontology annotation, biological process: nucleosome assembly.
AGUUGAGCGCGAGGGAGUUCAGCGGGGAGCUGCGGCAGGCGAAGAUAAAAGUCAGUCCAAGAAAAAUAAGUUAUUGUUAUCAAAAACACGAUAUAACGACACGCGGCAAUUUUGUUCUCCCUCUGCAAGUGUAGAGCCAAAGAAAGUUUCGGAUGUUCGCUGGACGUGAAUAGCUUCGCCGCUCUCUGUUUAUUGACACUUGAAGUGUUUUUCCUUCUCUCGUGAGUUGUCCUCGGUAACGGACCGAAUGAUGGUGGUGAUGCUCGCGGGCGGAGAGCCUUCUGCGGCCGGGCCUGUAGCCUGCACGCCCCGGAGAGGUAUGGAUUGCGUGAACAAAGCCAGCACUGCCAACAAAAAGCUCGUCCAAGCACGCCUUCCCUUUAAGCGACUUAACCCAGUGCCUAAGGAAACAACUGAACAGACCAAAAGAACCAGAGCAGCAUCUCCAGCUCCUCCUACACAUUGUCCCAGUGCUUCUGAUGGAGAGAAUGAAGUCGAGGCUACCGCUGCACCCUUUCAACCAAGACCCGCCCUGAAAAAUGGCCGUGGGCCUCUUGAUGGUUUUAUGAGGCGGACCAAGUGUUCUCCAGUUAGUUCGGCUUCGGCUGUAGUCAUCGACUUGACUGAGGACUCAGACUCCACUGAUGUCAAAAGACAACCUUCUGCUCCCGUGGAUGCAUUGUGUCCUCCUACAGGUGAGGCUGUAAAAAAUACUCAAAAUGUCGCAGAGACAAAAGAGCCAGAAGCGGCCUUUGCUGUUCCUCUGUUGUCAGAAGAAACUAUGGAAACAGAUGAAGCAGAAGACAGUGUUGCUCUCCCCCAGUUGGACAGCACUUUGGAGUCUGAAACGGAGACAGAAGAGGAUCAGAAACAGCAAGAAGAGACUGAAGAGAGUCAAGAAAAUGAAUCUCUCUUGUCCACCAGCUCUGUGUCACUGGUUGAGAGUUCACCAGAGCCCAGCAAGAGCACCCCCACCACUCCGGCAACAGUGCCAAGGAUGAACUCUGAGCAGAAACAAUUAAAAAGACGUUCUCUUAAGAGUUCUGAGGAUCUGGAAGAGAAGCUGCGACAACGAGAGGAAAAAGAGCGGCAGAAACUGGAGGCCAAAGCUGCUAAAGAGAAGAAAAGAGAGGAAGCACGGAAGCUGAAAGAAGAUAUGAAGAAAGAAAAACAAGAGAAGAAAGAGAAGGAGGAAAAGGAACGGCGAGAGAAAAGGGAAAAGCAUGACAAAGAAAAGGCAGAGAGACAGCAGGCAAAGGAAGAGCAGCGUAAAGUGAAGAUUGAGGCUAAACUUGAAGAGAAGAGAAAGAAAGAAGAGGAAAAACGGUUGAAGGAAGAAAAAGAGAGAAUCAAAGCAGAAAAGGCUGUGAUCACUCGAUUCCUGCAAAAACCCAAGCCUCAGUUAGCACCAAAGACUCUUGCGUCUGUCUGUGGGAAGUUUGCGCCAUUUGAAAUCAAAGAACAUAUGGCUUUGGCACCACUUACCCGAGUGCAGUGUGAAGAGUCAGUUCUAGAGGAUCUGGAUCGAUACCUCACAGAACCAGAUGGAACAAUCAACUGCUUAAAAGACUGGAUAGACCAUAAACCUCGCAAGUCUGGACCAACCAAACCCAAACAAACAGACACACCCAGAGACUGUGUAGUGGUUGAUGAUUCUCAGAAAAGAGAAGGUGUUCCUGACCACAAACGUUAUGGACGCAUGAAGCUGCUUCAGUUUCGGGAAAACUAUCGUCCUGCAUACUGGGGCACUUGGAGCAAAAAAAGUAAACAUAUUUCUCCUCGCUGCCCUUUCAAGCUCGACAAGGAUUUGCUUGACUAUGAAGUGGACAGUGAUGAAGAAUGGGAGGAGGAGGAGCCUGGAGAGUCGCUGUCACACAGUGAAGGGGAUGAUGAUGAAGAAGGUGAUGAUGACGAUGAAGAUGAUGGCUUCUUUGUGCCCCAUGGUUAUCUUUCAGACGGGGAAGGAGCACUUGAAGAUGAGGAGGGUGGUGACCCUGAGAAGCAGAAGGUACGUCAGAAGCUGAAGGCUCGGGAGUGGGAUGAGCUGAUGGCUAAGAGUAAGCUGAAAGUGCUGGAGGCCGUGGUAAAGGGCUGCAUGUGGGAGGGAGAGGAUCCACCAUCAGAUGUGCUGCAGCCCUACGCAGUCUGUAUGAUAGAGCCUCUGAACACAGAGGAACCCAACACACCUGAAGAAAUCGCCUCUCGCCAACAGCGAUAUGACCAGUGGCUUUCUCAGCUGUUGCCCUUGCUGCAUGGCAAUGUGAACAGCAGUAAGGUGAUCAUCACAGAGUUCCAGGAGUUCUGUCGCCAGCAGACGUCCUCGCCAGCCGGCAGCCCACAGAGCUCUGCAGACAACGUUCCCCCUAGGAUUCGAGUAAAGCGUCUCAUGAAGGAAAAUGCAGUGUAUGAAAAACGAUCGACUUGCAGGCGGUGCUGCUGGUACGUUCAUCCCGAGGUCCUAGCGCGUUUUGGCCAGGAGGCUUUACCAGUGCCCUGUCAGUGGACCUACCUCACAACCGGAGCGCACACUGCACGAGAUGAAUCUACACUGGGGUCGCAAGGCUCCUCUCCCACUGCAUUACAUUCCACCUCCAACACUCCUUCCAACAAGAGGAAGAGUGGCAGUAACCAGUCCAUCAGAAAGUACAUGAAGAGACGUGGAGAACCUAAACAAGCUGAAGCAAUGGAAACUGAUGGCUUCCAGGCAGACUCAGAGGAUGAAGAUGAUGACGACUGUAUUAUUUUGUGCGAGCAGUCCGGAUCUUCUGAACAGAAAAGUCAAAUCCCCCAAACAGAAACCACAGAGGCGAUGGACACUCUUCUCUCUCUUCCCUGCCCUACACCAGCUACUGCCUGAGGCACCACUUCUGUUCAGUGUCUUAACUGUGUGCAUGAGGGGCUAAAGUCCUAAUCUGCAGUUACAGGUAAUGCACAGUAUUAAACGGCCCAUCAAAGGAGCAGUCAUGCUAUUUGUCAAACGAGUUGUCUGAUAGCUAGCUGUAAGAGUCUACUACUGGACAGGCUUUAGGUCUAACAAGGCUCUUUUCAGCAAAAGGCAGCUAUCUGUGGUUUAUUAAAUGGUGGUUGUGUACAAACUGUCUAGACUCUUAAGUUCCACAGUGGUUCAAUGCCACAGCACAAGAUUCUGAACUCACAGCUCAAUGUAAAAGCCCCAUUUUAAAAAUACAUGCAGUCUAUAUAUAUAAAUAAAUCUAUAUAUUUGUUUUUCCCCAGAAUACUUGAACUGGUUUAUCUCAUUAAAAAUAAUGUUUUUUGGAAAAUG